UCAGCGCGGGACACGGUGAGAUAGUGCGUGUGCUUUAUGUUCCGGUACUGUAAGCUGCGGUGUUUCCACUGUGUGAGCGAACAGGCUUUUUCAUGUGUUAGCUGAGGUCUGGAAACAAGCAUGCGAGCUUUCCUGGGUUUGUUUGUGUGCUCCUUGACGGUUCUCGCCGUCCAUGGACUUUACUCUGCCAGUGACGAUGUGGUCGAGCUCACUCCUUCAAACUUCAACAGAGAAGUUCUGCAGAGUGAUAGUUUGUGGCUGGUGGAGUUUUACGCCCCCUGGUGUGGACACUGCCAGAGCCUGACCCCAGAAUGGAAGAAAGCAGCCACAGCGUUGAAGGGUGUUGUUAAAGUGGGUGCUGUUGACGCAGACCAACACAAGUCACUGGGAGGCCAAUAUGGAGUUCGUGGUUUCCCCACUAUUAAGAUCUUUGGUGGGAACAAGAACAAGCCUGAGGAUUACCAAGGUGGACGCAGCAGUCAGGCAAUUGUUGAGGGAGCUCUGAAUGCAGCACGAUCUCUAGUGAAAGACCGACUGAGUGGAAAAUCUGGAGGUUCUGACUACAGCAGACAGAGUUCCGGAGGUAGCGGUGCCGGCGAUAAGAAGGAUGUGGUGGAGCUGACUGAUGAUAACUUUGACCGCCUGGUUUUGGACAGCAAUGAUGUGUGGUUGGUGGAAUUCUUUGCACCGUGGUGUGGACACUGUAAAAAUCUUGAGCCUGAAUGGACGGCUGCGGCUACUCAGGUCAAAGAGCAGACAGGUGGAAGAGUGAAGCUGGGAGCUGUAGAUGCUACUGUUCACCAGGGUCUGGCAAGCCGCUAUGGAAUUAGAGGAUUCCCCACCAUAAAGAUCUUUCGAAAAGGAGAUGAGCCGGCGGACUACCAGGGUGGACGCACACGCUCGGACAUCAUUGCCCAUGCCCUGGACCUUUUCUCAGACAACGCCCCUGCUCCAGAACUUCUAGAGAUUCUGAAUGAGGAUGUUGUGAAGAAGACUUGUGAAGAUCAUCAGCUGUGUAUUAUUGCUGUUUUGCCUCAUAUUCUUGAUACAGGUGCAGAAGGCAGAAAUGCUUAUCUGGAGGUUAUGAUUAAGAUGGCUGAGAAGUACAAGAAGAAGAUGUGGGGCUGGCUGUGGACUGAAUCUGGUGCUCAGAUGGAACUCGAGGGCGUUUUGGGGAUUGGGGGAUUUGGCUACCCCGCCAUGGCAGCUAUUAAUGCUCGCAAGAUGAAGUUUGCUCUUCUUAAAGGCUCGUUCAGUGAGACAGGAAUCCAUGAGUUCUUGAGGGAUCUCUCUGUUGGGCGUGGCUCCACUGCCACAAUAACAGGUGGGGCUUUACCCAAGAUCCACACUGUAGAAGCCUGGGAUGGGAAGGAUGGAGUCCUUCCUGUGGAGGAUGACAUUGACUUGAGCGAUGUGGAGUUGGAUGACAUUGAGAAGGAUGAAUUAUGAGUUUAUAGGCUGUGUGAGGCUUGUCCAGUUUGAGCCUAUGAGCAGCCUCUCCUCUCCCAUGGAUGAGGGGGAAAACUGGGACAAUAAGUUACUGAACACUCUUGAAAAAGACAAAAGUCUCACUUAACUUUUCUCCAAUCGUUUGAAAUGAGGCAGGAUUGGGAUUUAAAUCAUGGUUGCUUUGGCUUUGCCUCAUAGGCCUCCUUUCUAUUUGAUUGGUUGACUGUAUGGAUGUGCUGAGAAAGGUGUUUCACUUUUCCCUGUCUAGUUAUACCCAAAAUACAUAGCUUUUAGAAUAAGGUUUAUUUGCUGUGUUCAAAUUAAAUGGCACUCACUAAGGAGAGGAAACAG
Molecule: messenger RNA, 1800 nt
Organism: Silurus meridionalis
Lineage: Eukaryota; Metazoa; Chordata; Actinopteri; Siluriformes; Siluridae
Gene: pdia6
Product: protein disulfide isomerase family A, member 6
Exons: 13
Coding region: 121-1449 (442 amino acids)
Biological process (GO): response to endoplasmic reticulum stress
Cellular component (GO): endoplasmic reticulum lumen
Molecular function (GO): protein-disulfide reductase activity; protein disulfide isomerase activity
Source: RefSeq, a predicted model, not a curated record